AUGCGCCCUUCGACCCCUCCAAAAAUCGACCGGAGCCUCGACAAAGUUCCCAAAAAAUGCGGAGACUGUGGCAUGGAUAAAAGUAGGUAUUGACUCUGGGAAUACUAGUCGUGACAUAAAGUCCUGACACAUUUUGCACCGUGCAUUCUUCUUUCAUUUCAUCCGCACUGUGCAUCUUUUCGCAUUUGUCGCCGCGAUUCCCCGUUUUUGCACUAGCGACGUGCACUUUCGCGCGCGACAAACACGAAUUUGGGGGCGCGACGUCCAAACCCCGAACUUUCGCACGGUGCAAAAUGUGUCAGGACUUUAUGUCGCGACUAGUAUUAUGUUGUAGAAGCGGUAUGUCUGGAAUGUCUGAAGGCCCUCAUUGCGGUUGAUUCUGCUCCCGCCAGCUUUCUCCGAGAGUGGAUUAAAACAGUGGAAUUGGGCUCCCGACGUUGUGAUUGUAAGUUUUGUGCACGACUUUUGAUUUAGUCUUAGCUUCAGUGACCUUUCCCAUCAACACGCAUUCUCCUCAACAACCAGGCAUGGCUUCAAACCUUGAUCCAUUGGCAUAUUCUCAUACCAGUCCGUUCGCAAAGCCGCUGGGGUGUUUUUUGACGUUUGCGCUGUGCAAAAAAAUCAGGGUGCGAGCGACAGCUCAAGAAAGCUUAUUGCACGGUGCAAAAAUGAAGAAAUUGCACAGUGCAAAGUAAAAAAUUUUUUGCACAGUGCAGCCGAAAAAAUUACUUGCACAGUGCAAAAGCAACAAAUUGCACCAUGCAAGGUGUACUUUUUUCUCCGAGUAAUUUUUUAUGUUUUCACGGUGCAAAAAAGUCAGGGUGCGUGCGAAAGCCCAAAAAAGCUUGCACCGUGCAAAAAGGUAGAAAUUGCACAGUGCAGCCGAAAAAAUUACUUGCACAGUGCAAAAAGUCGAAAAUUGCACAGUGCAAGUGCGCCUUUGUCUUUUCUCGCAGUGAUUUUUGAUUUUUGCACUGUGCAAAAAAAAUCGGGGUGCGAGCGACAAAAGAAAGCUUAUUUCACGGUGCAAAAAGUCGAAAAAUGCACUGUGCAAAGUAAAAAAAAUUUGCACAGUGCAGCCGAAAAAAUUAUUUGCACGGUGCAAGCUGCACUUUUGUUUUUUCUCGCAGUGCAUAUCGCAGAAAUUACUCCAGCGACUUUGCGAACGGACUGGUAACUCCAAUGCUCGCGCAGGUCGUUCGGAAAGCGAACUUUCCUACCAUUCCGUGGACUCCAUUCCUUCGGAUGGCCGCAGCAACGUAGAAAUCGGAACAAAUGAUGGCCUCGGAAGAGAGAGCACUUGGCCUGGAGUGGACAAAUCUACACCCAGUGGGUCAAGUGUUUCGUCGGGUGUGACUAUAGAAAGUUGGGGUACCGUCAAAGGUGGGGUUGUUUGUCUUUAUCAAAGUGGGGUUGAAGGUGCUGGGGCCGGGAAGAUUAAUGGAUCCGAGAAAUUCGAGGCCGGAGAAAGAGGAAGCGAGGGAAAUGGGUCAAUUAGCCCGACCGAAGAUGUUGAUGGAGUGUGGGACGACGGGUUUUGUAAAGACGAUAGCUCCGACACCAUAACGCAGCAAUCCGAGGAUGAUACUAACAUCGGUGAUGACAACGACGUGGAUGAUCCAGUUUUAUUUGGACAAAGGCUGAAGAGAAAUCCAAAUGAAGCCGAUGCCAAUGGCGCACCGGUCGUUGAGGAUGCCACUGAAGUCUUAGUUGAAAAGGUAGGCACUAUUAUUUUUUAGUUUUGUUGCGCAACGACGUAUGAGUUGUGCUUCAUAGUCUUCCAAGCAGUUACAAAAUCACUUCAUUUUUGGCCUACAUUUUUCUGAUUUUAUUCGAAGUAUGCGAUCCAUGGAAAAUUCUUUAUUGGCCUAGUCCAUGGGUGCUAAUAUCAAAAAUUUUUUUUGCUCUGUCGCCAACGCACCGUGGAUUUUUGCCUUUGCGCACCGUGCGAACCUCAAAAAAGCCGAUUGCACUGUGCACAUUUUUGAGCAAAGGCACAGCGGCGCAGUUGAGAAAAGCUUACUUCGCAGCGAUAUUUCAAAUGCACAGUGCGCAAAAAAGUUAUUUGUUAACUGCACUGUGCGGACAAACUUAAAAAAAGAAAGUUUCGAUCGCACCGUGCAAAAAUGACUGGAAGAUGAGUGCACAGUGCGUUUUUUGCAUGUCGCAAAAGUCGAAUCGCACGGUAAAAAACCAAAAUUUGAUGAUGUUUCGCACUGUCCAAUAAGAACCAUUUUUUGACUGCACUGUGCCUAGAAUUGAACGUCUACAGACAUUUCGAUUGCACAGUGCAAGAAGAAACUAUGUCAAGACUGCGCCGUGCAAUUUUUUUUUAAUUUUGCUGCACUGUGCAAAAAUCAAAUGGCUUUUUUUUUGCCAAAAAAAAUGUGAGGAGUCGCUUGGUACACGUAGGCGGACGUUAUUUUGAAGUAGGCCACGAAAAAUGAUGUAGGCCGAAAAUCAAGUAAUUUUGGAACUUUGUGGAAGAAUACAAAGCACCACUCAUACAUGCUGAAAUUGCCGAAUUUUUAGAAAAUAAUGCGCCCAGAAAGAUGUUCCAACUGUUUAUCAGAUCUUCAUUGCAUUGUGGAAUGCCCCCUCAAACGCUGCUUCAAAUGUCGCGCCGAGUUCACUGAUUGGAGCAAAGACCAGGAAAUCCAUCCAUAUUUUUGCAAGGCCGCUCUCACCGGCUUUAUGAAGGGAUGCUUUGAAAUAAGGAAGACAAAGUUCUACGUCAACAAGAAGCAUGAGAAAUAUCAGAAGAUGCCCCGAGUCAGGUUGCGCGAAUUUUAUAAGCUUCUUGGAGAAUUGACCGCCGACAAUGAGUACAGAUUUGGGUCGGAUUUCGAUCGUAUCUUCCGCCAUCUUGAUGACUUUGGAAAUUUCGGAGGUGGGUUGAUGAUGAUAUCAGUUUGUUGGGAAAAUAAUGUGAAUUCGUCGUGUUUUGGAAAUGCUUGUCAUCGCUUUGAUUUUGUGCUAGGAUUUGAAAGGAUUUGGCGUCAUUAAAAUUAAAUUUCGCUGCGACAAGUCCACAUUAUUUUCCCGACAGACGUAUAAACUAUCAGGGAGAGUACCUCAAGUGCGACGCUCAGAUUUUGAUGAAACUUUGCACAAAUUUAGAUUAAUUUUUCUACAGUGAUGGACCUGAUCCAGUGACCAAAAACUUCUCAAUUUGCAUCCGGGAAAUAUCAAAAAUGUGGCAAAAUCCCUCCCUCUCAAACUAAGAAAACUCCGUUUUGAAGUCCUCCUUUCUCUCACAAGGGCGCGCUUUUGAAAUCUGAUCGUGUUUUUUCACUUGGAGAGGGAGGUAUUUUGCUGCAUUUUUGCUACUUCCCUGGAUGCAAAAUGGUACGUUUUUGGCCAAUGGAUCAGGCCCGCCGCUGUAUAUCAUAUGCGAGACUCCCAGCUCGCACUUUGCAGAAACAACCGAGAUUUUUAUAUCAAAAUUUGGCAUAAUGCAACACUUUUUUUUCGAGUUUUGACACGGAAAGUUUCAUACCGUUUUCUACUGUAGAGGGUAAUGUUUCCACAAAUAAUCGAUUUUUUCCAUGCGAAACUGGCAAAGUUAUGGGCAAAAAAUGGUUUUCUCUGCGACCGCUCUCCGCGUUUCGCGUGUUCUCUCGGCUGCAAAAAUUGUUGAAUUUCUCGGCCGUUCCUGAAAAGCGAGAGAUAAAACUUUCGGAAAUUGAUACUAGUCGCGACAUAAAGUCCGUAGAAUUUUCUGCACUGUGCAUAAACCCGAAAAAGCAUUUUGCACUGUGCAUUCACCCGAAAACACAUUUUGCACUGUGCAAUUUUGUUGAUUUUGCCUUAUUGUCGCGCGCGAUUCCCGUUUUUCGCAGCGACAAAUCAACAUUUCGGAGCGCGACGGAAUUUGGGGGCCGCGAAAAAUCUAAAAAAAAAUACAAGUAUUCGUAGCGUUCAUGGUUAUACUUUUGUUUUGCCCCGAUUGACUUGAUUUUUUGCGUGGUGGUUCUUUUAGACGCUCUCUUUGAGUAUUUGAAAAAAAAUUUCGAAAUUUUCAAUUUUGAGUGACCUAUGACGUCAUGAAAGGUCGAAACUUUGAGUCUCUGUAUCUCGCUCUGUUUUACAGCUACCGACUUGAUUUUUGGUUUCGUCGCGUAUGGUACAUAAUGGGACAAUCACUGUCGAGAUUUUUUCGAAAUUUCAAAAUUUACGAAAAAAAUCUCAAAAAAUGACCUUUUUUCGUAAACGUUCGACGCGUCCAGCUUUAUUGAAAUGCAAGCUUCUACAGGUCCAUAUCGGGAAAGCAAAUUCAUAACUAAGAUAUAUCUUGAUGUAUGUGUAGAUGCGGCCAUGUACAAAGUUACACUUCCAGAAAAUCCCGUCGUGAUGACGGAUUUUCUGGAUUUUUUCGAUUCCAUUGAAUUCUGCAUGUCCGACUUCCUAUUAGUACGUGUCUUUCAUUCCCGUACUCGCCUUCGUAUUUUAGCUCUGGCAUACUGUAAAAAAUACGAUUUGCACAGUGCAAAUUUCAAAAAAUUCGUUCUCGGCUUCCAGGUCGAAAUUCGAAAAAACGGCUCGCUAAUCGAUUUCUUUGUUCUCGAAGAUCGUUCCAAAAUUUUUUCAGAACAUUCUACGUAGCCAUGUCCUCGAUAGAAUCUCCCGACGGAAAACGAAAUUUUUCGUAAUUUUCAAAAUUUUGACUUUUUCAAAAUUUUCUCCUUGAUGUACAACAACGAUGUCAAAAAGGACCAACUAUAGAUUGUAGAGCUCAAAGAGCUCUACAAUCUACCCGCUUACAUCUUUCGCAUAUCUUUAAAAUUACGGCCGACAGAGCGGCCGGAAAUUUCGGUCGAUUUUUGGUGCACUGUGCGAAAAAAAUCGCCCUCAGGGCAACAAGCGGAGUUGAACAAAUUGAUCAUAUGGGUGCUAUUGGACACAAAAUGAACUACCGUCAUGCCAAGUUUCAGCUUUCUACCUGAAAUAUUCCGUGCGCACCGUGCGGUCAAAAAAAAAUUUUGAAAUUUCGGCCAAUAUUCGGCCCUGAGGGCUUGGAAUUGAAUUUUUUCGGAUUUUAAUUUUGACCAUCGUAUUCAGCGCGGCAAACUGAUGUAGAAACGGCUAUCCACUCCUAAAAUACGGACAAGGUGAAAAGGCAGUGUUGAAAUUUCGGAAUUUUUGGAUUUUACCUACUUUGGCGAAAGUUACUAUAGCUCGGGAACAAGGUCGAAAUUCAAAAAUCCCGCCCGUCACAUGAUAGACAAUUUAGUAUGGAUUCUACAACCAGAAGCUGGGAUACGAUUCCGAGAGAUAUGAUCAGAAAUCGUGUUUGAAGCGGCGGUCCCAAAAAAUCCUGAAUCGGAAAAGUCGUCAAAUCUCCAAAAUUUCCAACUAAAAUUCGUCUAAAAGCUACAUAUUCGGAAUCUCCGCAUGAUUUUGGAUACGGUAGUACCUUUUUCCCCGGUAUUUUUAGUGCAACAAGUGCCAGUUUUGAAAAAACGCCCACUUCCACGGACGAAAACACAAAAAAAGAGCGCGGCGAAGAGAGAGAGCGGGCAGACAACCGCUUCCUUCUUCGUUUGGCGGCAGAAAAGAGAGAGUGGGAAAGGGGUAGAGGGUGCUUAGACAAAGGUUUUCUCUUUCGAUUCCGGUCAGAGAUAAGACGGAGAGAGUGCUGAGAAUGAGGAGGGUGGUGAGGAACCGGUCAUCAUGACGGGGUUUUCUGGAUUUUUUCGAGAAAUUUUUGUAAAAUUAUUUUUUUUGUCCUGGAUUCUCGGGAUUUGGCCGUUUUAGGGCCAAAUUUGAUGGGAAUUUCGGGAAAAAUAUUGUCUUAGGAUACUUUUGAGUGCUGAGACCAUUUUUUAAUAUUUUUUUGGUUGAUUUUUGGUUAUCGAAAGUGUUUCUGAUCAACUUUUGGGGAAGGGAAAUUAUUUUAGGUAACGAAACGCAGUCUCGCGGCGGCCGUAGGCCGUCGCCUCAUGCCGGCGGGCUCUUUAGCCGGGCUUAGCGAUUAGGGUAAGCUUGGCGAUCUUAACUAAAACAAGGUCGGCUCAGCGUUCCGAGCGCCACAAGUUGCUACUAGGUUCAGUCUAACGCGUAGCGUUUUUCUGCCGCGGCCGGAGGCCGUCGGCAAAGCGUUGGCGAGCUUUACAUCACAUUUGGACCUGGAAUGUUGCCCAAAUCGCGCGCAAAGCAGGGAAACCGGGCGCAAAGUUGCCUUUAUGCGCAUGGCUGCCCGAGAGACGGUAGCAGCCGCAGGCUGCGUUAGUCUCGAGCCCUAGUUCUACGGACUUUAUGUCGCGACUAGUAUGUGGCCAAUGUCUGACAUGUGUGCCAAAUUUAAAGAAAAUCUGAGCGUCUCACCUGAGGCACCUCCCUUGUCAAUUAUUGGGGUCGUUUGUUCAGGAAGAUCGCUGGUUGUGGCCUAUGAUUUGCUUUGGCGGAAGCUGAGUGUGACCGAAGCCUUCGAACUCGAGCUUUUCCACCUCUCCAUUGAGCGAGCCAACUUCUCUGUGGACCUCGGAAGCCAUAGCAUUCGCCCAUUUGAGCUUUCUUUCACGAUCAGAGACGAAGAAGUCGACAAAAAGCCCCUCUUCAGUGGCCAAUCCUACCUCAAAAGUAGGCCAAUUGCAGUGUAUUUGCAAUAUAUUUGUUCAGGAAACCUGAAUUACAAUGGAGUUUAUGGAUUUCCGAUCUUCAUUUGUGUCCGCGAACGGUCGACCAGUGUCUGUGAUCAGGAAGUGGACGAACAGUGGCCGGAUAACAUCCCGCGGAAGAAGAUCUCGAACAUCCGCGUGAAUGCCACCGUCUAUAAAUGUUGUCCGCCAAACGGUGGACAAGUGUGCAGUGAGUUGGCUUUUUCUGCCCAUGGAAAAUUCAGCUUUGAAUAGUUACUUCAUUUUCGGCCUAGAUUGCUUUUUGGCCUACUUCAAAUUAAUGGCAGCAUACGUAAAUAGAAAAUGUCAAGUAGGCCAUUUUCGGGGAAAAAGCUUUUCGAUUUUGGCCUACAUGAAUAAAAUUGGACUAGGCCAAAAAAAUUUUUUAGCCUACUUCAAAAUAUGCUUGGCCUAUGUAAAUAAGCGUAACGUGGUCCAAAAAAAAAUAUUUUUUGGCCUAGGCCGUUUUCGGGUUUUUUUUGUUUUUGGCCUAUAUGGACAAAAUUGGACCAUGCCAAAAAAAAUUUUUUUGCCUUUUUCGAAAUACCCUUGGCCUGUGUAAAGAAGCGACACGUAGUCCAAAAAAAUUAUUUUGACCUAGGCCGUUUCGGGAUUUUUUAUUUUGGCCUACAUGGACAAAAUUGGACUACUUUGAAACUGCACCAUUAUGUGUAUGUAUGAUGCUCCAAUUUUCUUAAAAUUUUCUCGAAAUUUUUUGGCCGGGCGACACUUUAAUUUCUGAGAAUUCCAGGUGAACAUUUCCUUACGUUUCCGAGACAUUCAAUGCCCUUUUUUGCGAGAAAAUAUGGAAAAUGAGGAGAGAUGGGCAGAUAGAAACCUUUUUUGCUGUUUUUUUUGUCUUUUUCAUGCGGAAAAUCAAAUUUUUUGCGGUUAUGUUGUAGUCCCACCCGUUUUUAAUGAAAUUCCUCUAAAAAAAAGACUUGACCCAAAAAAUUAUCUGAGGGAAACACUUGACCCAUUGCCGAAAAUCGUGUCCUGGGCGUUCGAAACAAUUGUGCAAUCAUUUCAGCCCUUUACGUCGACCCUCUCCGAGACCUCGAGCCCUAUCUUGGCAGGGUUAUUGCGCGUGGAAAGAUCUUUCUCGCCUUCAAUCAUCGUUCCGAUCGAAUGCGCGAAGAAACCAAGAAGAUAAAACAGUUCGUGGACUCGUCGAAGCCCAGACCGACCUUCCCCAAGAACCUGAAGGAAAUGGUCAGCAACUUUUAUAACCCCACAAUGGAAACGGAAAAGGAAUUCGGCUAUUUGAAGAGACAUAACCUCGAAAAAUUCAAUGAUCUCCUUCCAAGUCCCUAUCGAUUGUUGCCGGAGCAGAUGGAGAAUGCCAUGACCGCCUACGAGUACGAAAUGCACGCGGUUUUGGUGAGUUUUGGACAAUUUGGAGGGGAUUUUCGAUAUUGUACUUGGAUGAUGAUUUUACUUUUCAUUUUUUGGUGUUUUCUGGACGACUGAAGAUCGUGAUUAGUUUGUAAAGGCUCGAUAUUAAUUUUUAAGACGAAAUAAGGGGUAAUUUAUCAUUUUUUCGACAUGUUAUACCACAAAUUUAUAUUAUUUUUGAUUACAUUUUUUUGGAAAUUCUAUCAAUUUUAUUUCAAAAUUAAUAUUUUGAUGUGGUUUAUUGGGCUUACGGUGAGCUUUAGGGCGGCCUCAAGCUAAAUCUGAAGUCCCCCUGGCAAUUUUUUACCUUGUUCAUCUCCAGGGACCAUCUGGAAGUGGAAAAACGACGAUUGUUUGCUUCCUGGCCAUCUACAACUUUUUUGUAAUGAGAAGAAGGACUCUUAUGCUCACCACGCGUCGAGCAGCAGCCAAGGAAAUCACUCUGCGACUCGUUCGAAUGUCCAAAUUUCUCCUUCAACUCCCGCAGUUCAGUUGUCUGGACAAUGGGCGCCAAUUCAUCUGGUGGAAGCUGGAGAAGGACUCGGCGCUGGAGCCCAGAGAGCCGGAGAUUGCGGCGGUGUGUUCGGUGAGUCAGGAGGUUCCCGCGUGGAUCGCUCUUCUCGUGGCGGUCCUCCCAACAUCCGAUCUUCUCCUCCAGUUCAAGGCCGAUUUUGUCCUCUUGGAUGAGGCGUCGUCCGCCUCCACAUUGACGUUUUACACUCUUUUGGUCAUGUUGAACGAGAAUCGGUCCCAUCUUCCACGACAUUUGAGCAUGUUCGGUAAGAAAUGGGCAAUUUUUUAUAUUACACAUGACUUGUUUGUCAUCAUGAAGAAAAAUUUGAUGUUGCAGGUGAUCAGUUUCAAUUGAGUGCUCGAUUUUCGAAAGAGACGUUCCUCAGCGACGAGGACGAGCAAGAAUCGGGCUUUGAUGAGUCGGCUUUGGUCCAACUUUUGAAGUGCAAACUACCGUACACCCAGAUGAAAGAGAUUGCCAAAGCGCCCAGGGCUUUGAGCAAAAUUGUCCAGCCUUUUUAGUGAGUCCUUUUUAGAGCUUUAUUUUAUCGUUUUUGAGCUCAGAAAGCCAAUAUUAAAAUUUUCAGAAAAUUUGAAUAUUCAAAUUUUAAUUUGCAUAAAUUGGAAUAUUUUAAUUUUAGCGCGCCCUAAGGUGAAACUAAGUCAAUUAGUGGGAAAAUAAUAGAAUUUAUUUUCUUUCCACCCAAGCUAAGGCCAAAAAUUAUAUUGGUUUACCUUAUUUUAGCGGGUUUUGCUCGAAAAAUUUCUCGUUAUUUCAGCGAUUUCCCCCUCUCCACCAAUUAUUCACCACCAGCGCGGCCUCUCAAUCUGCCGUACUUCAGUUUUGGCAGUCUUCCAGAGAAAAAAUUCUUGUCGAUUUUCGUCAAUUUGCCGGCCACCGACCGCAAUUCGGAACACUUUUGCGACGCGGAUGACUAUGCGGCCCAACAUAGAGGACUAUAUCUCUUCCGUAAACGCCGCCCUCCAAUGACUGAGCGAAAACUUUGCCUCACCAACCGACGCAAUGUUUAUGUCGCUUCGCAGAUUCUGGAUUCGAUUUUGAUGCACAAUCCGGACAUUUCCAGCAAGGAUUGUCUGUACUUGACUCCAUAUAGAGGUAGGCUAUUGGAUUGGUUUUUAAUUUUAAGUUUUUUAAAAUUUAAUUUUUGGAUUUUUUUUUUAAUUUGAUGAUUUUUCGUUUUUUUGGAUACAAAUUUUAGUUGAACCCAUUUUUUGAAUUAUUUUUUUUCGCCGGGAAUUUUAUUUUUUAUAUAAAAAUUUCAUUAAAAAAUUAGUAUUUUAAUAUUUUCAACAGUUUUCCUUUAUUAUUUUUUGAACCCAAGAUAUGCAAAUUUCAAUCUAAAUUUUUUUCAGGGUGAAUUUUCUCAAUUUUUUGGUUUGAAAAUUCAUUUGUUAUAUAAAAAAUUAUUUCAAAAAUCAAUUUUAUUUUUGAUUUUUUUGUUGUUAAAUUUGGAUUUUUUUCUAAAUUUGAUGAUUUUUCGAUUUUUUGGAUACAAAUAAGAGUGAAGGAAUAAGAGUGGAAAAAAUCUUCUGAAAAAAAUGCUUCAGCCUCUUUCCUUUUCGUUCGGAAGAGUGUGUUUACGAACUCUUCCCAUUUGGGAAAGAAUCUGAGAGACGGAAAGAGUCUCGAGCAGACGCUCCCGCCAUCAAGGUGGGGGAAGAGUGUGGGUCGAGACUCUUUCCGCCUAUUGGCUCCGCCCACUUCUAUUUUGGGGAAAAAUGGCGAAUUGAAAUGUUGCCAUUUAGUAAAUAAAGCACUGUUCUUUUCAAAUAUACGAUGUUUUUUACAUUUUUUCUUUGACAACAAAGUUUGGACAGUACAAUCUAACACUCUUUUCAUUUUCUAUAAAAUAAAUGAAUAACUAAUCUUUAAUAACAAUAAAUAAAAGCGUCUAAGAAACAGAUAUCGGAGAAAUCAGAUAUAAUAUAUAAAUCUGAUAUAAAGAAGGUGACAAAAAUGUAAUUCAGGUAACAGAGAUAAUAAACCAUGGUGGCUGAAUUGUAAUAGGAAUAAUAGCCGGAAAGUUGUGCACUUUUUCGCGUACCUAUGGGGUUGUUGAACGGCUGGCUGCGAAUGCAUUCGGUGGAGCUAGCUUAUCCAGAAUUUGUUGUACUCCUUACAUUUGGGUUUAGUCGCCGGGAGCAAACAGUCUUGCGAAUAGGAGGGGUCCAGAAGAUCACGUGUUUCUCAUUUGUAGCCCACAUCUGUAAUCGGAUUGAUGAAGACGGUGUGGUGGUUGAAUAUUUCCUAAAUCAACAACGCAAAACAGAAGAAAAGAACUUACCAUCUUUAACCCUUUCCGGACGAGUCGGCACCUCCAUGCAGAAAUGAAAGAGGGUACCCUACUGAGUAACGGCAUAAUAGUGGUUCAGCCCAUCGAAGCGUUAUUUGGGACUUAUGACAAAAAAUGUCCUAAAAAGUACCCCCAGUUGACAUAACCCUUAUAAAAUUUUGCUAACCACCUGUAAAUUAGAAACUACCCCUAAGUUAAAGUCUAAGACUCCAACUACUGUUACAUCCAAGAACUGUCCAAAUCGGACCACUACAGGAUUAGUUAUCGACUUUUGGAAAUUGAAUUUUAAAUUUCGACCAAUUUUUGGCCCAAAAUUGAGUAUAUCUUCCGCCGGAAUCAACCAUUUCGGUCCAAAUGUGGUUUUUCUGAAUCUACAUUGAUGCUAGCUUCUUCCUAGAAUGUUUCCUGAAAAAACCUAUAGAGCACUUUUCUGUAAAAAGCGAAAAAGUCGAAAACGCAAAGGUUUCACCGUAUAAAAUGUCGCCGCAAGCCGCGAAGGGUCGGGCGCAGCUCGAAAGGCUAAAAUAAUAUAUAUUUUUUUGAGAAAUACUAUUUUAGUGCGAAACUAAAGCAAAAUCCAAUGAAAUUGCCUGAAAACGCAUUAAAAAUAUUAAAAUGACAUUGAGUUAAUGUUUGCGUGCUCUGUCUGUCUGUAUUUCAUCUGAAUUCAGCUUGUCGACACUAAAAUAAUAUUUUUCGAAGAAAAAAUAUUAUUUUAGCCUUUCGAGCUGCGCCCGACCCUUCGCGGCUUGCGGCGACAUUUUAUACGGUGAAACCUUUGCGUUUUCGACUUUUUCGCUUUUUACAGAAAAGUGCUCUAUAGGUUUUUUCAGGAAACAUUCUAGGAAGAAGCUAGCAUCAAUGUAGAUUCAGAAAAACCACAUUUGGACCGAAAUGGUUGAUUCCGGCGGAAGAUAUACUCAAUUUUGGGCCAAAAAUUGGUCGAAAUUUAAAAUUCAAUUUCCAAAAGUCGACAACUAAUCCUGUAGUGGUCCGAUUUGGACAGUUCUUGGAUGUAACAGUAGUUGGAGUCUUAGACUUUAACUUAGGGGUAGUUUCUAAUUUACAGGUCGUUAGCAAAAUUUUAUAAGGGUUAUGUCAACUGGGGGUACUUUUUAGGACAUUUUUUGUCAUAAGUCCCAAAUAACGCUUCGAUGGGCUGAACCACUAUUAUGCCGUUACUCAGUAGGGUACCCUCUUUCAUUUCUGCAUGGAGGUGCCGACUCGUCCGGAAAGGGUUAAAGCCGAUGAAGAGGGACUUCAUUUACUUCGUAAGCCGCAUCAUUAUUAUGCUUGUCCUCCACCUGAACUAUUGAAACAUCUCGCUGCACAUGCGCGGAGAUAUUUCGGCUUAAACUUACCAAUACUAUCAACAAUUUAACAUUCUACGUACCUUUUCCGAGUCCAGACAUUGGAGGCCGAAUAUAAGUCCAUGAUUUGCAGUAGAUCCAGUUCAACCUCUUAUGGGCGGUGUUUCCAGGCCUUCAUCAAUCGCAUAUCAAUCUUCGUCGUCCUUUUUUGGCAUCAAAGUUGUUGGUAAAACUUCAUUUCUCUAGCCCAAGCGAAAAAAAGGUUCCGCAGCUUGCGCCCGAACAAUUUUCAGUCGUUUUGACCGAAGAAAAGUGGCCGACAACAAUAGAUGGAGGUGAACCUAGCUCAUCGAUGAAUGAUAGCGAAUUUUGACGAAGGAGUGCGGACCGACGCGGCGAAAUGUAAGUUGCCUCAUUUUGCUAGCAUGUUUACGUAAUUUUAGGCCUAAUCUUUCCUACUUGGCCAACUGCGAACUCCAUAUCUGAACUUGUUUUACACCUUUCAGGCCCACUUGAUGUUCGACUUCAACAGUACGUGAUCGCUACAGCGAUGAAUUCGGACGACUUUGUAAGUUAGAAUUUUUUGUUUUUAACAUUUUAGAUAUAAAUGCGACAAGAAGAAUUUGGUCUCCAUGGAUAAGGUCCUCGUGAUAGUUGAUGAAGCUGGAUCCAGCAAUGACAGGGAUAUUCACCACUUGUUGAAUGGAAAGUAAGUAACAGUUUCAUAGACUUUUGAGGGAGAAGAAAGGGAUUUUUGAGGCGUUUUCAGCGGAUUGGACCUAAAGUAAUAUUAUUUUUUGUUUGUGCAGUUUUUUGUGAGUGAUGAAAUACCUAGGAGACGGAGAAAGAAAGUAUGAAUAGUGAUUUAGUUGCUAUUUUUGAAAUUUUUUGCAGGCCUACGUCAAAACCGAGAUUUUUUGAAAUUUUCAGGUAUCUUUGUCUAAAAUAAGGUAAAAUGUGCAGUUUAGUGAGUGUUUGCAGGUGCGCCAAUAAUAAGUAGGACCGAGAGAGUUGUUUUGAGGAGUUGUGAUGUUAUUUUAGAUGUAAAAUUUUCGAAAAGUUACUAAUUUUUCCAAAUUCAGCCUCAAUGUCCCAAAAUUGCACUCCCAAUCUCAGUAACAACGGGGAAGAAAGGGAGACCGUGAAUAUGGAAACGAAUGCCCAUGGGCAGAAUCCGCCGCGGCCCUCUACAUCUAAAUGUAACUCGAUGUUACUUGUGUUGCACAUAAAUAUAUCUGUGAAACUUGUUCUGUAAAUAUUUUCUUAACCUUUGUGUUAACCAGGAAUGUAUCUGAUUUUCAAUUGAAUCUUCAAAUGACAGCCAUAGUAAGGCUAGGCGGAUCACAGUUCUAAAACAAAUAAAAACGUGCCCAAAUCACCGGAAUAAUGAAAAGGCAAAAAUUUUCACCCAAGACAACCGUUUUCUGCAAGAAAACCACCAACUCAGCGAUUGGCUCAAAAUCGAGGGGGCGGGGCUUAUAAACGUCGGGAAGAGCCUGCUCGCAGACGCUUCCUCCAGAAGAGAAGAAAGAGUGUGAUGGCAGACGCUUUCCCAAGUGGUGAGAAUCUGCUCGAGACUCUUUCGACAAAAAAAGAAAGAGGCUGAAGCAUUUUUUUCAGAAGAUUUUUUUCGCUCUUAUUCCUUCGCUCUUAAAUUUUAGUUGAACCCAUUUUUUUGAAUUGUUUUUUUCCGCCGAGAAAUUUGAUUUUUUUCCUAAAAAAUCGGUUUUGCAACAGUUUCUGCGAUUUUUUUGAACGCAAAAUAUUCAAAUUUCAAUCCAAAAUUUUUUUUACAGGGUGAAUUUUCUCAAUUUUUUGGUUUGAAAAUUCAUAUUUUACAUUAAAAAUAAUCUCAAAAAUAAUUUUUGUUUUCAUUUUUAAAGUUGACCCCUAAAUUCUGCAAAUUUCAGUGCAAGAAUCCCUCUUCUACCAUCGUCGCGGGAAAUCCGGCCCCUCUGGUUCCGUGCGAGGCCAGACAAUCGACCGCGCCCUCUCCACCGAAGCGCAAUUUGUGAUCCUUGACUUGGUCCGCACCUCUUCCAAUGGAUUUAUGAAUGGAAGGGCCGCCCAAUGGCCUGCCUACCCCGAGGCCAAGCGAUUGUUGGUCUCGUUGAGUCGUGCCAGUCGCGCUCAGAUCAUCAUUGGAAGUGUGCGCGACGAGGAUGUCAGAGGUCGUCCAACCAAUCCCAUCGACAAAGUGGCGGCUGCUCAUCUCAACUCCAGAGAUCCCAUGGUUUCUUACACCACAAGCUGCUACACAGGUUCCGCAGAUUUUUAUAAUCAAAUGGUCUGA
Bursaphelenchus xylophilus (pine wood nematode) is the source of this 14446-nucleotide messenger RNA. Lineage: Eukaryota; Metazoa; Nematoda; Chromadorea; Rhabditida; Aphelenchoididae. The record is from the annotation of a GenBank genome assembly.